AUGAGUAAUAUUUUGGCAGUGUUUAACCCUCCUCCACAAAGGGAGCUGGAGAAAGAAGAGACCAUGGACUGCGUUCCUUGUCAGGUAAUGAGCGCUAUGUUUUCGGUUGGGUUUGGCUCGUAUUUGGCAUCUGGAAAGCCAUUCAAGUAUGGCAAAAGAGAAGCUAAAAAGGGUAUAUCUUUAACCGACUUUGAUAAAAGAAACCCAAAGUGGUGGAAGCUGACUUUACGUAGCUUUGGUGGAUUAUUGAUAGCUUUUGGGUUUGUUAGAGGGACCGAAGGUUGGUUAUGGCAUAAAAAUAAAGAAUAUAAAAAUUACAAAAAAUUAACCAAUGAUAGAACACGGAGUAGUUAG
This is a messenger RNA of Saccharomyces kudriavzevii IFO 1802, 354 nucleotides long. RefSeq names its product Dmo2p (gene DMO2). The transcript has a single exon. NCBI's taxonomy places the organism in Eukaryota, Fungi, Ascomycota, Saccharomycetes, Saccharomycetales, Saccharomycetaceae. Bases 1 to 354 code for a protein of 117 amino acids. The record is from RefSeq and is a predicted model, not a curated record.